UUGAUUUGGUUCUCAUUCACCACACCAUCGUCAAUUCAUCAUUGUCUCAACUCUCAUCGAGAUGACGAGAAUGCCGUCUUAGUUUCUUCGACUCUAUGUCUAGGACCAGCCGUCCAACGUCUAUGAUUCUCCAGGGCCAAGCUCCAACCAUCCAGUUUCUGUGAUUCUCCAGAGUCCAGGUUCCAGCCGUCCAGUGUCUUCGUUUCUUCCAAUCUCCGACUUUGUCUCUAGGAGCAGGAUGGAAAAUCGAGGACGGAAAAAAGGGAAAACUAUUAUCUCCUUCUUCAACAAGAAAAGUGGAGAAGAAACAUCAACAAUUGGAACAUCUUCGGGAUCAAAAUCUACUAUCGAUCCUCCGAUUCAAAUAGAAGCAUCAACAAGUGUCGAUAUUCCUAUGAUUAGUACAGAACCUCAACCUCAAGCCAAGGUUCAAAGGAUUUCAUUUGAUGAGAACGAUCUUGAACGAGAUCCUGCACUACGUAUUCCAAUAUGGAUUCAUCCGGUUUAUAAUAAAGAUGAAGUUAGGCGUGCUUAUGUCAAAUGGGGACCAAAUCAACCUGUCUUGGCCAAGUAUCCGAGGGCUAAAAGUGGAGGUCAAAACCGAAGAUUUCAACAAAGUUGGUUCAUAAAAUUUCUAUGGUUAGAGUACUCUAUUUCAAAGGAUGCAGCAUUUUGCUUUCCGUGCUUUGUUUUUCAAGAUCACGAACCUUUACAUUCUGCUUUUAUCAUUAAUGGUUUCACUAGUUGGAAAAGAGUGAACAAUAGGGCCAGAUGUGUAUUCUUAGCACAUAUGGGAGGUCCUACUUCCCUACACAAUAAUGCAGUGAGAAAUGUUGAGGCGUUGAAGAAUAUAUCUCAGCACAUCGAUAAAGUCAUAAAUGUUCAAAGUUUGGAAAAUGUUAAGAAAAAUCAUUUGUGUCUUAAGACUACCAUUUAUAGUGUUCGAUGGCUUACUUUACAAGGAUUGCGCUUUGAGAGGUCAUGAUAAAUCUUUAAC
Molecule: messenger RNA, 997 nt
Organism: Tripterygium wilfordii
Lineage: Eukaryota; Viridiplantae; Streptophyta; Magnoliopsida; Celastrales; Celastraceae
Exons: 2
Coding region: 239-985 (248 amino acids)
Source: RefSeq, a predicted model, not a curated record